AUGCCACCCACGAGCAGCUUCAGCGAAAUACCUACAAUAGACCUCUCCCUCGCCCAAGACCCCGCAACAGAGGCCGACUUACUCAACCACCUACGCCACGCUCUCACCAACGUCGGGUUUCUAUACAUCAUCAACCAUGGAGUCCCCGAAAAGAUAAUUUCCGAUGUCGUCGAUGCACUGCCAAAGUUGUUCGCGCUGCCACAAGAGGCAAAAGCCGAGAUUGCCCUGAGCAAUUCCCCGCACUUUCUGGGAUACAGCGGUGAUGGCGCGGAGACGACGGCGGGGAAGAGCGAUCGGAGAGAACAGGUAGAGUUCGCUACCGAAUUACCCAUAGCCAAAGCACUCUCCCUCCCACCCGAGACCUUCAUCUCCUAUCUUUCAGACCAACACCGCCUGAAACUAGUUCAUUACCCCGGCCUUCCGGAAGACGAAGCAGGCAGCCAAGGCGUGGGCCCGCACAAGGACUCGUCUGGGUGGUGGACCUUCCUUCUCCAAGCCUCACCACCGCAUAUCAAGGGCCUACAAGCUCUUAACAAAACCGGCGAAUGGAUCGACGUACCAGUGCUACCGGGCUCCUUUGUCGUCAACAUUGGCCAAGCGUUUGAGGUGGUGACGAACGGGGUGUGUAAGGCCACGACGCACCGCGUGCUGUCUGAGCAUCUCGAGAGGUUCAGCGUGCCGUUUUUCCAGGGCGUGAGGAGGGAUCUCACCAAGGAGGAGGCUGUGGGAUCUUUGAGAGAGCAUUUUGCGAAGUCGGAGAUUAGGGGAUUGGUGUCAGAGUCUGAGGAGGGGAGGGAGAUUGAUUCGGCGUUCUUGAAGGGAAAGUAUGAGACGUGGGGGGAGAGUCAGUUGAGGACGAAGAUCAGGAGUCAUAGGGAUGUUGGGAGGAAGUUCUACGCAGAUGUGUUUGAGAAACACCUCGCUUCUUGUUUGGUUCCGAUUUACUCCGGCCCUGACACGAGCCUUCACCCAUUCACCGGCUGUGAUUCCAGCCACAGCCGCAUUCUCGUCCGCAUUGUAGCCCAGCCUCUCAAGAACCUUGCUCUGAACCGGUCUCAGCUCGAGACUGUCUUCAGGCCGUACGAAAUACAGGACACCUAG
Messenger RNA from Colletotrichum fioriniae, 1101 nucleotides. NCBI's taxonomy places the organism in Eukaryota, Fungi, Ascomycota, Sordariomycetes, Glomerellales, Glomerellaceae. The record is from RefSeq and is a predicted model, not a curated record.